Theobroma umbraticum is the source of this 2302-nucleotide messenger RNA. RefSeq names its product methyltransferase. The record is from RefSeq and is a predicted model, not a curated record. Gene Ontology annotation, molecular function: methyltransferase activity. NCBI's taxonomy places the organism in Eukaryota, Viridiplantae, Streptophyta, Magnoliopsida, Malvales, Malvaceae. Gene Ontology annotation, biological process: rRNA methylation.
UCAAAAGAGAGCCUGCUAUUUCCAACAUCAGCACUUCUUUGGAAGGAAAACGAAAAACCCUGCUUAAUCCCCAAACAAGUAUGGCCACUCUGUAACCAUUGAAACUGAAAAUUCAAGCUCCUCAAAAAUGGCUGCUUCACCCUCUCCAAUUCUCUCUCCGUUACACUACAACUGCAACACUAUCAAUGACAAGAAGAAAAAGCUCUUUUUAUUAGCAAAUCCUCUUGUCUUCAGCAUCUCAUCCAAACCCAUCAAGACAAAUGAAGGCUCCUUCAUGAUCCUCUUCUCUUACAAAUCAGGAAGUGGUUUGACAGCUAAAGACAAGAAAGUUUUGGUCGAAAGAUAUGGUUUUGAUCCCAAUGAGUACAUAUCUGAGCGAAAGACUAAAAGGGGAAAGGAAGUGCUAGGGAAAGGGAAAGGAAAGGAAGUAGUGACAGAGGAGGAAGCUAAGCCCCCAAGAACCACUCAUAAGUUGCUUCAGGUGCUUGGAGGAAAGGCUAAAAGAAAGAAGUUGCUCUCACCCAAAGGCAUGGAUGUGAGACCGAUGAUGGAAGUCGUAAAAGGUGCUGCCUUUGGUAUGCUGCAGGUGGCUGGUGGCUGCCCUGCCUCUUUACGACCUGGUCGCUGGUUAGACCUCUAUAGUGGUACAGGAUCUGUUGGAAUUGAAGCUAUCAGCCGUGGAUGUUCUGAGGUGCAUUUUGUUGAGAUGGAUCCUUGGGUUAUUUCAAAUGUUCUGCAACCAAACCUGGAAUGGACUAGGUUUCUUGAUGUCUCAGUUGUACAUCCUGUUCGUGUUGAAAAUUUCUUAGAACAAGCAGACCGAUUUGUAGGUAGUGAUGGCCCAUUUGAUUACAUCAGUGUAACACCUCCAUAUACCCAAGUUGAUUAUGGAACCCUAAUGGCUCAAAUUUCCAAGUCAGCUAUUAUUGGAGAAGACACUUUUAUUGUAGUGGAAUAUCCUUUGAGAACAAACAUGCUGGAUUCAUGUGGAUGCCUUGUAAAGAUAAAGGAUCGAAGAUUUGGUCGGACACAUUUAGCAAUAUAUGGACCCAAGUGGGCCCAGAAGAAAAAAAAGUCACAGAAUACCUUUCACAAUACAGCUCAGAAAUUUUAACUGCAGGUUUACUAUUUGAAGGUGGAUACUGUCUGAAUUAUCUCUAAGUUGCAAUCUUCAAUUGUCUUGACACCAGAUAUAUUGAGUGUACAUGGUAAUUUCUGUGUAAUCAAUGCCCUCGGUUGUCAAAUGCAGUUUAUUCAUUUGAAUUGUUUCUGUAUUAUUUUGCAUGUUUUAAAAGGGUUGUGUUUCCAAAUUGCAUAUCUAUCUCUUCUUUGGAAUCCAAUAUUUCUGUGCUGCUCAAUGGAUGUGAACCGAACGCCAUGGUUUGUCAAGCUGAUUUUGUCAAAAUUAUAAGAUCUAAAUUUUGUAGUGAAGUUCCUGACAAGGUGCUAUAGAUUGCUCAUUUUGAGAAGUUUUUCAACUUGAACAUUAAUUUUGGAAUCAACAUCCGAGCAUUUGGCUCAUUGGUUGAUGCAUGAUCCUCCUUCUCAAAAAAUAGGGUUCGAAUCCCCCUUUCACCAAUUAAAAAGAAAAACAUUAAUUUUGGAACCCCUUGCUCACCUUUUCUCUUGUAAUUAAGCUUUCAGAGUGCAACCUAUGUACUUCAAUUUGUCUCUCAUGCUAAUUAUGCCACUAUAGGCAUGAGGUUUCUGAAGUGCAUUUCCAGAUUCACCCUUGCCUUCAAUGUAAAGUGGAUCAUAUUUGUAAUCUUGCUCUUUGUUAUUAAUUUGAUGAGGCUUGUUUGUUUGACUGCUAGGAUCAUAUGUAUUUUGCACAUAGCCUUCUAGUCACCUUGUAAUUCCUGUUAGGGCUGGCAUGGUUCCUCAUUGGAGUUUUUCAUUAAAAAGCAGUUCCAAAGCAUCUCAACUAACACUACCUGCUGCACUUUGUCAAUGCUGUGGAGCUUGGUUAAAGCACAUUUUUUGAACCUAGAAUCUGUCGGUCUCUCCAGCAUAGAAUCAAGACUGGGGCCAUUGAGAUGCCCAUUCUAGCUCCCCUUCCUCACGUCAGAUGGAAGAUACAGUGUCCAAAAGCAUGGUUCCCAUAAAGAGAAGGGGUUUUUCUUUUAACAGGGGAAGGUGGUCCAAUUCAAUUGAUACUUUGAGUUUUAUAGGAGGAAGCUUGUCUCUUGUUUCUUUACUUUUUCUUUUUGUGAUUUUGUUUUUGUUUUAUCUUUUGUAAAGGAAGUUGAUUAUGGGAAGGCAAUACAUAAAGAGACUUGGCAAAAUAAUUGACAUUGGGACA